UUACAGCCCAGGUUCAGAUUGAAGGUGACUUCCUCCCCUGCUCUUUCUCUCUCCUGGAAGACCAGCCAAUGGAUAUGUUGCUUGGACUCGACAUGCUCAAAAGGCACCAGUGUUCAAUUGACCUGAAACGCAAUGUGUUAGUUAUCGGCACCACAGGAACAGAGACCCGCUUUUUAUCUGAAGCAGAGCUACCAGAGUGUGCCAGGUUGGCAUAUGGUGUUCCACGAGAUGAUCUUCAUCCUGAGGAGCUGGCAGAUGCAGAACUGGCUGAGGCACUACACAGAUCGGCAGAGGAAUCUGGACGCCGGCAUCACUGAUGCAUGUUGCACUUUGCUGCCCCUGAAGAUGAUCAUUGCCCAGGAAAAGAAAAUGGCAAAACUACCUCAUUGGAAAGCCCUUCAUUACCAGCACCUCAUCAUCUUCAUCUCCCACGUCCCGUUACAAGAAGUGACCUAUCUCAAGCCCCUAAAACCCAAAGUCAGUGGGACCGUUCACUUUCCGUCCCUGCUAGCCUUCCUUCACAAAACCAGAACAAGUUUGAACUUACAGGUGUAAAAAGCCUUCAGAUCACUCCUGAGUGCAUGGAAACACAGGCAGAAAAACAGGCACUGUCAGGAUCAUUGGACAAUAUAUUGACUCCUCUGUCUCCUGAUAAUCUGUCUGCUCCUUCUCAGGCAUCACUAGGGAAAAAGCACAUACCACAGUGUGAAAGCAGUAAUUGCAGCUCACAAAACCUCUUGAAGUAUCCAACUUCAAAUACAGAUGAUGAGUCUCUGCCAAAACAUGUCUUGCCAGACAUGAGUCCACAUGAGGUUGGCAUGGAAAAGGGUGACAUCACACAGGAAAACCAUUCUCUUCUAAAUUUUAGAACAAAAUCCCAGCUGGAAAGCAUAAACAAAGGAGGUUUGGAGGAACCACCAAUAAGAAAAGUUGAAGAGAUUUCUUCAGCUGUACAACCAAAUUGUGAUCCUGUGCCUGAUCUGGGUGUGGCUGACAGGUCAAUCCAACCACCCUCACCUGAACUGGCUUUUGCUGACAGUUCUUCUAACAUGGAUGAAAUGCAACAGCCCACUGAAAGUGGAAGGGAGAUUAAUGAUCCAGACAGCCACAUACAGCAAGUCACUGAGCCAUCAGACAUGGACCUUGAAAUAGCUGAAAAAGAUCUAUGUAGCUGUCAAAAGAGAAUUGAGGCUGAUGGAAAACCACCAUUUGAUUCUUUAACUGGGAACAUUGAAUUCUGUGGUGCUGAAAUUGUAAACUCUACUGAACAACAGGAAGAGGAAAUUAGACAUUCAGCAUCAAAAAACCAUGAAAACAGUUGCCAAAAGGUGGGGAAAGUCCAUAUUUCAGAUCAGGAAUUUGAGGAUGGACAUAUAAGUUCAAACUCCUCUAUUGCUCAGGUGGAUAUACCCAUUGAGUUUACUAGUCGCUGCGUGAGAGAAAAAUUUGAAGUUGCUCUUGAUGCUGAUAAACAGCAUGAAGAGGUACAUUUGUUUACCGAGAUUAAACAGUCUACCUAUCAGCAGGAUCAGACAUCAGACUCUGAUUCACACUUCUCCCCCGUAGCUACUUUAUUUAAAUUGCAUCGAGAGUUAGUCACCUCAUGUCAGGAUGCUUCCUUGAAGACAUCAGCCAGUUCAGAGGACAACUAUCAGUCAUAUGCAACAAAUCAGGAAGAAUGUGUUCAACCAAUGGAAGUGUCCGAAGAAUGUUCAGAUAAUGAUGCCCUGAACAGGAUGUGUCUUAGCACAGAACUGGAAACUCUUGUUGUGGAAAUGGAAAAAGAACCUUUGCUCACAGCUAAUUCUGAAGCUUCUUCCAAAAGAGAUAACAGUGUGGAAUGCUCCAAUGUAUUUCCAGAAAAACUUACCUCAGACGUGCCACAAGUUGAAUCUGAGGAGAUUUUUAUACAUGACGCAAAGGACAAGGCUACAGCUUUUAUUAUUGUGUCCAAGGAUCUAUCAAAGGAAAUGGAAGUUUCGCCCCCUGAGGAAUCAUUGCAAACCCAAGAAUUAUCAGUAAAGAGUAUGGUACAUACACCUGACACUGCAGCAGCUGAAAACAGCCAGAUGUCACAAAGUAGUGAGGCACAUUUGCAAGCGAUGACAGAUAAUGUGGUAUGUCCUUCAGAGGUCCCAGAUGUUUCAGCUGCUCCGAUGAUAUGCGAAGGGACUAUGGAAGCAAACGUGAAUCAGCCUGAUGGACAUUCUUUGGAUAGUCCUCUAGGACUGCAUUUUCCAGCUUUAUCAACCCAGAUUUUCCCAGCUGCAAAUGUUGAACGAAUAAGAAGAUCAGGAUUUACUCAGCAAGAAGCAAUCGAGGCCCUUGAACGUUUUCAUGGCAAUACAGAUCUGGCUCUCCUGGUUCUCCUUGCAAGAAAAAUUGUGGUUCCUAUCUGAAGCUGUCCAACAAGAUUCUGUAGGACAGUAAUAAGCUGGCACUGUUUCGACAUUUGGGCCUACAAAUGGGUAUCGGUCGAAAGGGAGCAAGUUUCAGACAGAAUCAUUAUUUUUGGAUGUUGUUGGGAAAAACCUGUUUUAAUUGUUGAUAUCAUCUGUCACUGGCAAACUGGUUAUUGUGGUCAAGUUUCAGCAACAUUAGUAUUUGAUUUCAGUGCCAUUCUGGAGUUACUACUUCACUCCGCAAUAUUCACUGAUAGCCCAUAAGCCUACCAACCCAGCUCUAUUUAAAUAUCAACCCUAAUGCUGUUUAAACUGCCUAUGAUUUUUAACUGAAUAUUCUCAAAGCUGGUUUGGCACAGCAAGGAGGAAGAAGGACAAAAGUAGCAGGUUUGAAUCCUUGGAAGAUGAUCUACGUGUACGUGCAGUAUUCAUGGUGGAAUCAUGUUAGAUUUAAAAUUUGUGCAAGGUCAGUAGUUGUCUACGUUGGAUUUGGGGGUUGCUUUAGGGUUUGGCUUAACCAGAGGGAGAAGUGGAAAGUCUCUAUCAUGUUUCCUCCAUAAAGUUCAUGUAUCUCACCUUCUGAGAACACAAAUUUUUAGAAUUAUUUUACUCUUUUAUAGCCUUUGUCAAAUCUGACACAGCAACACCACCUCUGCUGGACAUUUGUCACAUUUGAGGCACAUUCAGUAUUCACAGUUGGUUAAAAUUGUUUUAUGAAGGUGUUUGUGCAUUUUUUUCUUAAUUGACAGUAGUGAUGUUGCUGUAAUCUUCAAUGGCUGCUUAGUGCAACCUCUGGUCUUUGUUUUUUCUCUUUUUUUAAACCAAAUAAUUAAAAAAAGUUAUUGCCAAACAAA
Carcharodon carcharias (great white shark) is the source of this 3256-nucleotide messenger RNA. RefSeq names its product DNA-damage inducible protein 2 (gene ddi2). Gene Ontology annotation, molecular function: aspartic-type endopeptidase activity; protein binding. Gene Ontology annotation, biological process: proteolysis. Bases 321 to 2399 code for a protein of 692 amino acids. The record is from RefSeq and is a predicted model, not a curated record. The transcript is spliced from 4 exons. Lineage: Eukaryota; Metazoa; Chordata; Chondrichthyes; Lamniformes; Lamnidae.